Pipistrellus kuhlii (Kuhl's pipistrelle) is the source of this 939-nucleotide messenger RNA. RefSeq names its product olfactory receptor 6C2-like. NCBI's taxonomy places the organism in Eukaryota, Metazoa, Chordata, Mammalia, Chiroptera, Vespertilionidae. Gene Ontology annotation, cellular component: membrane. Gene Ontology annotation, biological process: G protein-coupled receptor signaling pathway. The record is from RefSeq and is a predicted model, not a curated record. Gene Ontology annotation, molecular function: olfactory receptor activity; G protein-coupled receptor activity. Bases 1 to 939 code for a protein of 312 amino acids. The transcript has a single exon.
AUGAAAAACUAUACAGCCAUAACCACAUUCAUCUUGCUGGGACUGACAGAUGACCCAAACCUGCAAGUUCUGCUUUUUGUAUUCUUGUUUCUCACCUACAUGAUGAGUGUGUCUGGGAACCUCACCAUCAUCACCCUCACACUUUUGGAUUCCCACCUUAAAACUCCCAUGUACUUUUUUCUCCGGAAUUUCUCUUUCUUAGAAGUUUCAUUCACCACCGUGUGUAUUCCCAGAUUCCUGUAUACUAUGAUAACUGGAGAUAAUACCAUUACCUACAACGCUUGUGCCACCCAAAUAUUUUUUGUUGUCCUCUUUGGAGCAACAGAAUUUUUUCUCCUUGCCGCCAUGUCCUAUGACCGUUACGUGGCCAUCUGUAAGCCCCUGCAUUACACAACCAUCAUGAACAGCAGAGUCUGCACUACAAUCGUUCUCUGCUGCUGGUUUGCUGGCCUGUUGAUUAUCUUCCCGCCUCUAAGCAUGGGCCUCCAGCUGGAAUUCUGCGAUUCGAAUGUGAUUGAUCAUUUUGGCUGUGAUACAUCUCCUCUUUUACAAAUAACCUGUUCGGACACAGCGUUAAUAGAGAGAGUUGUUUUGAGUUUUGCCGUGCUGACACUCAUUAUUACGUUAGUGUGCGUAGUGCUUUCCUACACAUACAUCAUCAAGACCAUUCUAAGGUUCCCUUCUGCCCAACAAAGGAAAAAGGCCUUUUCCACCUGCUCUUCCCACAUGAUUGUGGUCUCCCUCACCUAUGGCAGCUGCAUCUUCAUCUACAUCAAACCUUCAGCGAAGGAAGGAGUGGCCAUAAAUAAAGUGGUGUCUGUGCUCACCACUUCAGUUGCCCCAUUGCUCAAUCCAUUCAUUUAUACCCUUCGCAACAAACAAGUGAAAGAUGCCUUCAAGGACACCAUAAAAUGGAUUGCAUUUCUCACAAAGAAGUGA